Molecule: messenger RNA, 6929 nt
Organism: Megalopta genalis
Lineage: Eukaryota; Metazoa; Arthropoda; Insecta; Hymenoptera; Halictidae
Product: proton-coupled amino acid transporter-like protein pathetic
Biological process (GO): amino acid transmembrane transport
Cellular component (GO): vacuolar membrane
Molecular function (GO): L-amino acid transmembrane transporter activity
Source: RefSeq, a predicted model, not a curated record
AGGCUCGUCAUUCCUAGUCGAGUCUCACCGACGCUCGCAGCGCUCCUCUCGAAACGCUCGGUCCUCUCGUUUCUCUUUCCUCCAUGCACGCUGCCCUGUACUACGCAGGUUAUCCCUAAAUUCUACCCCCACCCUCGGUCGGUUCCCUCUCUCCCGGUGGAACGCUCCCUCCAAACGGUUCAGCGAGGCAGGGAGAAAGCGUGGAAGAAAGUCGCGAGGAAGGAAAGCAGAAGGAUCAGUGCGAGCGUGUCCAUUGAGCGAGCCGGUUCAUUGAAAAGUUUCGCCAAAAGUAUAUCGUGUGUGCUCGCGUGUGUGUCUCUAUAAAAAAAAUAUAUAUAUAUAUACAUACAUAUAUAUAUACACAUACACACACAUAUAUAUAUAUAUAUAUAUAUAUUCUCUUUCACUCUAUUUCCCAUCUUUCUUUCGCUAUCUGUCUUUUUGACGCUGUCUCCUGGCAAAAGUGGAUCGGAAAGCAUACUUGCAAAAGGUACACUCAAAUGUCGCACAAGAUGCAGAACCAAGGAGCGCCGCCUGUUCACGGGGGCAAAUUUCAGAGAACACCAAUGCGCCCGAUGAUAGCUGAAUACGACCCAAAGAAGCACGGUGUGAAAACAGAACUUUCAGACAUGGUUCUUGUCAACCAACAAUCCAGUCAUCAUAUGGACGUUGUGAAGUUUUGUAGCAUCCUAGUGGAUGAUGAUUAUUUACAAUACAAGUGCGAGAAAAAUGACGUUCCGAUUACCGUCACGAACGGCUCGACGUUGCCGCUCGUGGAGCGGCCGAACGACGAGGAGGCGGCGCUGUACAAUCCGUUCGAGCACCGGAAACUGGCGCACCCAACCUCCGACAUGGACACCCUGAUCCAUCUGCUGAAGGGCAGCUUGGGUACCGGGAUCCUGGCCAUGCCGAUGGCGUUCCGCAACGCCGGGCUGCUGUUCGGCCUGUUCGCAACAUUUUUCAUAGGCGCCGUCUGCACUUACUGCGUGCACAUUCUGGUCAAGUGCGCCCACGACCUUUGCAGGCGGACGCAGACGCCCAGUCUAGGGUUCGCGGACGUCGCCGAGGCUGCCUUUCUCGUCGGCCCGGAGCCUGUCCAGAAGUACGCUCGCCUUGCCAAAGCGACGAUCAACUCGUUUCUGGUGAUCGACCUGAUAGGCUGUUGCUGCGUCUACAUAGUGUUCAUCUCGACGAACGUGAAGGAGGUGGCCGACUAUUACACGGACACCGACCGAGACGUCAGGCUGUACAUGGCCGCCCUGCUGCCUCUGUUGAUCAUUUUCUCCCUGGUGAGGAACCUGAAGUACCUGGCCCCGUUCUCCAUGGUCGCGAACAUCCUGAUCGCAACUGGAAUGGGAAUCACGUUCUACUACAUCUUCAGCGACCUACCCACCAUCAAAGACGUGCCGAAUUUUUCGAGCUGGUCUCAGCUACCUCUGUUCUUCGGCACCGCCAUCUUCGCCCUCGAGGGUAUCGGCGUUGUGAUGCCCCUCGAGAACAACAUGAAGACACCGACCCACUUCAUCGGUUGCCCUGGCGUGCUGAACACCGGCAUGUUCUUCGUGGUUCUAUUGUACAGCACCGUGGGUUUCUUCGGCUACUGGCGGUACGGAGAGUCGACGAAGGCGUCGAUCACGUUGAACCUGGUCGAGAGCGAAAUCCUGGCUCAAUCAACGAAGCUGAUGAUCGCGGUGGCGAUCUUCCUUACCUACGGGCUCCAGUUCUACGUACCGAUGGAGAUCAUCUGGAGGAACUUGAAACAGUACUUCGGCUCGCGGAAGCUGGCCGCCGAGUACGUGAUCCGGAUAUUCUUUGUAGUGUUCACCGUCGGUGUGGCGAUCGCUAUCCCGAACCUGGGCCCGUUCAUUUCGCUGGUCGGCGCGGUGUGUCUGUCUACGUUGGGGCUGAUGUUCCCAUCGAUAAUCGAGCUGGUUACCGUCUGGGACCAAGAGGACGGGCUCGGCGCUUGCUACUGGAGGCUCUGGAAGAACCUGGCGAUCAUCACGUUCGGCGUGCUCGGCUUUCUGACCGGCACCUACGUCAGCAUCCAGGAUAUCCUCGAGACGAAAUGAAGCGCCGGGUUCGAAGGAGCUGCGGUGCGACGGAAUAAUCGCUCAGUGCGUACCAUAGAUGCCGACGGGCUCGACACCGACCGCGCUCCAAGCGAGCUGCCCCGUCGCGCCACCUGGCCGACGGUCUCAUGGACGGUGAGGCCGCCGCCGCUGAAGCAUCCAGGAGGAGUUACGCGGCCACGCGAGCUCCGAACUUCCAGCUUCGUCUCGCUGCUUCUCUUUCCGUAUCGGUAGCACGACGACUGCACCGACGACGAAGACGUCGCCAUGGGCCAGGCACAGCAGUAGACCAUACGGUUAUGUGUCAUGCGCGAUCUGCAUUACCGGCGAUGCUAAACAUCUUACGCCAUCUGUCUAAAGUAACGGUCGGCGAGCAAACUACGCGAGACUGUGGAACGUUUGUGGGCACGAAUUUACGGGGUUGCCGGAUCGAAAGGCGUAACGUUGCCAGUUAACAGGGGGCGCGUAUGUCGAGGGUUUCUGUCUCUAGGGACUGUAUUCCGUAAAUAUUUCUGGUUCGAAACAAGAGUACAUUCUUGAAUCAUUGGCAACGUCGAGCGUGACACGAAAGUGGUCUACUACUAUACCUCGUCUGUGACGUCGCGUAGAUACGAGCCUGUAGCGCACUCUCAGUUUCUCAUUAUCUUGCCCCUCCGCCACAUAUUCUCUCACAUCAUAGAGAUACAGCAUGUCUUUUGAAAGCAGGGACUUAGGUACUCUGAUGGUCAUAAUAGCUCGGCUUGUGCCGCGAGGGUUGUUCGAGUGGGCCGAACGGCUGUUAUCGUUGUCAACUUUAUAGAAUUUUACACUUCAAUCAGACGGUUCGCAGAAGACCAUCCUCUACAAAAUAUUUUGCACUCAACUGUACGAUAAUUUUUUACAAACGUCUAGCGUACCUUAGCUUCCUACUUUCGAACGACAGGUCAUAGUUGUAUGAAACGAGUUCGUGUACUUUGGCGCAAAUUUUCAAGACUGGGACCCCUUUUACUAGAAUGAUCAUUUGUGACAUCGUUUUACUAAUUUAAUUUAUUUCCAUUCAUGCGACGAUUUUUUACUACAUAUUGUACACACGUGUUAUUUUAUAUUAGAUCGACUGGAGCACAAAUGUUUGCACAAACGAAGCUUUUCAUGCAGUAAUUGAAUAUAAAAUUUAUGACGAGCUCUAAGUUGAAUAAAUAGAUGAGGCCUCCGUUGUUAAUUUUAGACAGUAUUGUACUCUCGAAAUGUUUUAUCAUAUUUUUUGAAGUAUUUUAUUAUUUUAUUCUUGAGUACUGCGGAAACGAUAUUUCGACUGCUAUUUUAUGGAAUUUGAUCUGAUUGAUUGAAUACACGUGUACACGAACUCCUUUCGAAGAAACCUCUCGCCAUCACCGUUCCCCUCUCCGACGACUUGUGUACUCGAGUUCUGCGUCUUCGUAGAAGACGAUGUGUAUAUCAUCGAUCUUCGCCGAUCUACGUCUAGAGUCGUCGCUGUUAACGUCGCGCCGUACAAUGCCGUACGCCACGUGUAGGCACGCUGAGAGUCAUUAACGUCGCGUGUACCAUAUAGACAUCAUAAUACAGCGACGUCGACCAAUGAUAGCGAGUAUGUUGACGCCUUGCCAUAUUGUGUUAGCCAAAUUUAACGUUGUUCGAUUUGGUCUGAACGUUUUAGUUUAAUGAAUUUUUUCAGCAAUAAUAACAGCAGUCCUUUCGAAUGGAUCAGUUUGUAAUAUUCUUUAAAUUUCGAAAAGAAUCUAAGAUUACCUCAAGCUAAUAUUUUAUUGAUUUUUAAAAAAAAUAUUGUGAUAACUGUUUUCUAGUUUUUUUAACAAAAAUUGCAAGGUGUUCAAAAUCGAAGAAAACGAAUAAAUGAAAGUCGUCGAGACAACAUUGCACUAACAUCUUCUAUAUUCAAUUAUACGAAAACAUUUUGUGUAGCUCUACAUAUUUCUGUUAAAUUUUAUCUGACAAUCUUCGGAAAAAUGAUAAUGAGGGAGUAAACAUUUACCAAUUUGCAAAUUGAUUGACAUGGUCACUGACCAAUACCUGACCGUCUGAUCUUACCAUGGAUAGUCAGUGACCUACAUUUGUCCCUUCAACGGUACCAAUAGUGGUCACUGACCGACACAUCUGAUCCUCCAAUGGUACUGUCAUAGACACGCAAUUGUCAGACAUACCAAAACCCUCGGAAGCUAGACAAUUUUUUAUUAAUUGGACAAGACUAAAAUUCGCAGUUUGAAUUAAACGAGCUACGGGAUGUUAAUGAUUGUCAAUGCGCGCAAUUAUACGUUCGAGCGAUUAACCGAGCAAAGUCAACGGCACAUCGUGGCUCGGAGUACCCGGAUCCAUACGAUCGUGGAUCGUGCGAAAUCUUGAGACGAGUAACGGCAGGGGCGUAGGCACAGGGGCAUAGGCCCCGACGCCUGGGUCUCCUAUAUAUAUAUCUCUCUAUUUCUCUCUUCUCAUUUUUAUUAUUUAUUCGCGGUGCGACGGCCGUGCGCACGAACGACAAACGCUUUUUUCCAUCGAGAUCAUAGACAACUGCGGGACGGUUUUUUCCUUUGUUUUUCUUUUUUUUUUCUCUCUCUAGUUGCUUACGUACACGCGGUACGAUUAUAGAUAUGUAAAUUAUACUUAAGCGUCGUUUUUACCUAAGAGCUGGGACCGUUCGCGUUUUCGGCUUUAAACGUGUGUGCGUUCGUUCGUUCGUUCGAUUUCCUGCGACAAGAGAACGAUUUGUAAGAUAAGAGGCUCCGGAAGACGAGCGUUGAAUGAUCUGCUCCCGCUUGGAUCAUGUGAUUUAUCGAAAUGGCUGACAUUCUCAUGCGGCGAACAAAAUUUCUGAUAAGAUUAUCUGAUAUCACUGAAUUUUGCAAUGGAUAUACGUACAUGGAAAUAAGAAAGACCGGAAGUCGAUUUAACUCAGCCUACACGCUACAAUUGGUUAACUGCACUUAUAAAUUUAGACACGUGGACAGCAUCCAAGAAAAAGCUAUUAUUCAAUUGCGUACAGUCGUAUUUAUUAUUGCUAUUACUUAAUAUUGUUACAAUUGAAUGGUUGAAAGCUGUGUUAUAUUUUUUAAUUAGAUACGUUGGCCAGCCAAGAUUAAUUAUAACAGUGAUCUAUGAUCACUGACAUCCUAAUAGAAUUCAGUCUGUUACUGUGUCAUUCAGUCGCAAAUAGAAAUGAUGUUCCUAUAAGGUCUAAAAAACACCUUUGACUUUUUAUAAUAUAAAUUGCUUGUUUAUAAUAAAACAGUCUGCAUAAGUGCUGCCAUUUUCUCAAUUCUCAUUCAGGCAUAAAGCAGGUUUCGAAAGUAUUCUUUUCGUUUGUUUAAAAAGAAUGUCUACGAGAAAUUGCAAUAAAAAGGUCUGUAUUCGUUAAAUUCAACCUCAAAGACAACAUUUUUCACGACAGAUCGGAGAUCAAACGGUUAGCUUUAGAAUCAUUCAACAUUAUUUUCUCGAAGUGAGAACGUUCCAAGUUGGCGAUGUCAGAUCGAAUCACGUGACACGACCGACCGGAGCCACCGAUCUGUUCCUAGUGCCUUGCUGCACAAAAGCAAAAAACGUACAAAAAUGGUUACUAAUUAAGAGUAAUAAGAAUGGCGCGUAGAUGUGAUAAUACCGUGAUGCAUGCUUGCUAGUCUGUAAGGAGUUUAGCGAGACCCAUGUGGCGCGACGCGUGCGCCAGCGCGCGAAAUUCAAACGCUGAUCCGACAUCGAGGAGGUCAAACAUGAAUUUCAAGAACGGUAAAAGUGGAACUGCUCACACCAGUCAACACUAUUUAUUUUGCAUUCUAUUAUAAAAUCGACGACUGUGCCCAUUGACAAUAAUCCAAAGCGAAACAAUAGAAUUGCUGGAAUGCAAACGAAAAUUCUAACGAUUGCGAAAUAGUACAAAAAGUAAUUAAGAUCGAUUCUUAUAUAGAUUAAACCUAGAACUACCUAGCUGAAUAAUAAGACUGCAUUUGUUCAGAUUUUGCAAGAUUUUUAUUAUCAUGCAUUGAUUUCCUCCGAUAAUGAUUAAUUUAAGGUGAUUAAAAUUGCAACAAAAUAGUGAAAUUGAAAAUGUCGGAAUUAAAGUGGCUCGUUCGGUAAGGUAGUUCUAGUGUUGAAACAGGGAGUUUGAUGGCGUGCGAGUCGCAAAGAACUAAAAUCAUUGCUAAAAACAUGUGUCUCGUUUAAUUUUCCUCGAACUUGUAAUUUACAAAUCAAAGUUAAUUAUUUGUUGAUUCGUCAAAAUUUGACAAUAAUUGUUGCAUAAAAUAAGAUCAACAACUUGAAUUUCUCAAAAUUUAAUAGAAAUUGUAAUGGUUAAAAUCGUAUUUUUUAAACUUACAUAAAAUAGUUGACCUGCAGUUCAUGUAAACAUUUAUUUAUAAAUUAUUUCAUUCCUUAAGGGACACAUGUAUGAGGACUUUGCGUGCUCAGAACGGAGAUUAGUGCCUUGGUUCUUUCCUCUAGUGGGGUUUAAGGUCAGAUCGAAGCCAUAUAUAUAGAUCGAUGAAAAUUCGAAAUUUUUGCCAAGCAUCAUCCGUGUUUCACUAGUUUUCUGUACUCGUCCAUUCUUUUCGAUUGUUCACGACGAUGAUCGUCUGUAUCAGUAACACGUACGACGAUUUGUAUUCGUGAAAGGAGAACUUUGGAGAUUGAAAAUCACUUUUUGAAAAUUGUUCUUAUAUGGAAAACGAAAUACAGGCAGACAGACAGACACACAAGACACCGUUUCGCCGCUUUUGUACUUCGAAUUUCCGUUACAGAUCGCGAGGAGAAUGUCGUUUCGCGUGCACGCGUGUACCGUGCACGCUAUCAAUCUGUCAGGCAUUGUGCGAGACAGUGUUAUGAUAUUUAAUACACAAGAUUUGCAAAAGA